Messenger RNA from Tachysurus fulvidraco (yellow catfish), 2400 nucleotides. It is a transcript of the gene slc16a5b, whose product is annotated as solute carrier family 16 member 5b. The transcript has 5 exons. Gene Ontology annotation, molecular function: monocarboxylic acid transmembrane transporter activity. Bases 226 to 1947 code for a protein of 573 amino acids. Lineage: Eukaryota; Metazoa; Chordata; Actinopteri; Siluriformes; Bagridae. The record is from RefSeq and is a predicted model, not a curated record. Gene Ontology annotation, biological process: monocarboxylic acid transport; transmembrane transport.
CCCUGGUCCAAAAGAAAAGAGACUUCAGUGCCACUCCAUGUCAAGCGCAUAUGCCAUCUUUCUACUAAGGUGAGAAGACAGUAUACUGUAGAUGUUGCAUAAAGGCAGCAUGGAGACGAUAUGAAGUUACCGAUUAUGCAUCAUUUGUGGACCACAAUGUAAAGCUGUGAUUGAAUAGUUCAGAUACAGAGUUCAGCUGGAAGAAAAGCCCUUCUGGCAAGCAGAAUGACUGAAGGUGUAGAUGUUCCUCAGACCACAAGAACCAAUAUAAUCAAUGGCUCCAUUACCCACCUGACAAGAUCCCGGGCUGAUGCUAUUCAAUGCCCUGAGAAAUGGAGCGGGACGUCCUCUUCACAUCUUUCAGAUACGGUGCCAGUGCAGGACCAGGAACAUUGCUGCAAGCUUGAGGAUCAGGAUAAUCAGGAAGGAGCUUCCUCCAGCCUCCACGAGGGGCUGCAGUGCCAUAUAGAAGUGGCAGGAGAGCAACACAGUGGACACCUGGCACCUGAUGGAGGCUGGGGUUGGGCUGUACUAACAGCUACUAUCCUGGUCUUGGCACUCACCCUCGCCUUCCCCUCCUGCAUUGGCAUCUUUUACACAGAUUUGCAAAAAGAGUUUCAAGCAAGCAACUCUGAAACCUCCUGGGUGCCUGCCAUCAUGACAGCAGUAUUACAUGCAGGAGGCCCUGUGUGCAGCAUUCUCGUGGAGAGCUUCGGCUGUCGUACAACAAUAAUGUUGGGAGGGAUCCUGAGUGGACUCGGGAUGGUAGUUAGCUCUUUUGCUCAGAAGAUGGCAGACCUGUACAUUUCCACUGGAGUCAUCACAGGACUGGGAUUCUGCUUGUGCUUUCAGCCAUCUGUCACCAUGGUGGGCCAUUACUUUGUACGGCGCCGUGCCUUUGCAAGUGCCCUCUCUUCCACGGGAACAGCCCUGGGUUUAAGCACUCUGCCCUUGCUGGCCAACUUUCUGCUAGGGCAGUUUGGCUGGCGAGGCAGCUUCUUGAUACUGGGAGGAGUGGUGCUCAACUGCUGUGUGUGUGGGGCUGUCAUGAGGCCUCUGCAUACCAAAAGGAAGGUGAAGGCAAUUCAGAUAGAGUCAGUGCAUCCACUGCUUAAAACCAAUGGUCUUCUUGCACAGCAGGAGCAUAAAAGGCUGAAGGGGCAUCUGCAGAGCACCCUGUCAAAGAUGGUGCCCUUCAUGUAUAGGCAUAUGGCAAUAGACCUAAUACGCACUCACCCACGCUUUCUUGUCUAUGCUUUGGGUGUGUCAUGGAUGAUGCUGGGGUUUUUAGUGCCACUUGUCUACCUGGUGCCGUAUGCUACUGCACAUGGGAUAGAACAGGAGCGUGCUGCUCUGCUUAUGGCUGUCCUUGGUCUGGUCAAUGUCACAGUAAGACCAACGGCAGCACUGCUGUUUGGACUUAAGCGCUUCCGUGGAAGCCACCACUUUAUCUACGUGUUUGCUUGUGCCCUCUUGGUCAAUGGCCUGAGCAAUUGUGUGUGUGCUGCGGUAACCGAUUUCCAGGCACUCCUGUCCUAUGUGCUGGUUUUCGCUGCUUCUAUGAGUAUCGUAGGUUCACUGCUCUAUACUGUAUUGAUGGAGACGGUGGAGAUGAGUCGGUUCCAGUCAGCCCUGGGCCUCAUCAGCAUCAUGGAGAGUGUCAUGCUCCUUCUGGGCCCACCUCUAGCAGGACUGUUGGCAGAUUUUACUGGGCAGUACAGCUAUGUGUUCCUCUUCUGCAGCGUGUCUGUUUCCACUGCUGGCCUCUUCAUUAUGGUGUCCUUCUACUGGUUGGACAGACAGUGUAGCAAAAAAGAGAAGAGGUCUUUCUCUGAACACAACUACAAUUUGAAGCCCAGUAUUAGUCUGGCUACUGAUGUUGAAGGAAACCAAUUGCCUUUACAGAAGAAGAUGGUUCAAGACACUGGUACUGCCACUAAUGUUUAAAUGGUGAAGUGUAAAAUGCAUUUCUAAAUACUACCAAUAUUAUUUCAGAUCAUACAGGAGUGCACAUGUAUAUUUCCCUUCCCUUUCAUUUGAUCAUUUCCCAGUCACGCAGCUCAGUAGUGAAUUUGCACGUAACGGUAGUGACAUUUGUCUUUAUUUGACUAAAUUAACACGCAGCCAACUGGCACAAAACACUAGCAGCCAAGUGAAUAUUGUUUUAUUGCUAUAGUUAAUUUUGUAUUUCUGCAGAUAUGUACAAAAUUAUUUUAUUCAGUUAUAACUUUUGUUUGAAGAACUACUUCCAUCUGAAUCAUCUAGCUGCCUAAGGUUAUGAUAUAGUUGUAGGUCAUGCCCAAUGAAGGAUGUUUGCUCUUUGCUAAUAUAUGGGAAUAAUUCUAGAAUUAUUUAUACUGUGAAAAACCAUGAUAGCCUUCUUCAAAUUAAUAGCCUUGU